AUGCCUCUAUGGAUAGUUCCGUGCACUAUCAGCAGUUAUGUUUUGGCUCAAUAUGCUUUAUUUUUGAACAUUAUAACUCAAAGGUUCAACAGCAUCAACAAAACAAUCCUUAAGUUUGGUAAUAUGGACUCAGAUGAUGAACUAAGCACUAUAUUCACUGAUAAAAUUACUCUUUGCAAGCCAAUUGUCAAUGACAUUGAAAACGUAAAUCAUGCCAAUUUGGAACUGUGUAAUAUUUGUAAUAAAAUGGCGGAUUUUUAUACAUUUCCGAUGUUGAUAACAGUCAUUUAUUUCAUGAUACUAUCUAUGAUGAAUUUGUACUUUCUGAUUGGGGCAACUAUUACCCAAAGUGACGAGCUAACGCUUUUUGAUGCGAUCGAAAGUGGCGCUACGGUUUUAGUUGCUGUGAAUUGUUUCGUUGCGUUAAAUAUCAACGUCGUCAGGGUUGAAAGUGAACUUGAAGAAACAGCUUCCUGCGUUCAUUUACUCAUGGACAGAUGUCUUCUGAACCAAGAAGUGGAAAAAUCGUUGAUCAAAUUCUCAUGGGAUCUUUUGCAUAGAAAUCUCGGACUAAGUAAUUACAGGAUAAUUGAGUUAAAUGGUUCUUUCAUAUCAUCGGUUUUUGGUACCAUUGUUACGAACCUCAUUUUACUGUUUCAAUUUCGUCCUUCAUGA
Cotesia congregata is the source of this 675-nucleotide messenger RNA. The record is from the annotation of a GenBank genome assembly. Lineage: Eukaryota; Metazoa; Arthropoda; Insecta; Hymenoptera; Braconidae.